AUUGGCAUCUCUUUUUAACUUUUUUUUUAAACAGGACAGAGAUUUCUUCUGACAUCAGAUGUCUUUCUGCUUGACUGAACUGCACCUGUGGUCUUUGAAGAAUACCUUACACAUUGGGGACAGAGACAUAGGGAUCUACCAGUAUUAUGACAAGAAAGACCCACCAGUGACAGAGCAUGGUAACUUAGAAGAAAAGCAGAAGCUGGCAGAAUCACGAGAUUAUCCGUGGACACUCAAAAAUAGACGCCCAGAAAAACUUCGAGACUCACUCAAGGAGUUGGAGGAAUUGAUGCAAAACAGUCACUGUGUGCUGAGCAAAUGGAAGAACAAAUAUGUCUGUCAGCUCCUCUUUGGUUCAGGUGUGCUGGUGUCCCUAAGCCUCUCUGGGCCACAGCUGGAAAAAGUGGUGAUUGACAGAAGCCUGGUGGGGAAGCUCAUCUCCAACUCCAUCAGUGAUGCUCUUCUCACAGACAACUUUAUCAUCUUAUCAUUUUUGACACAAAACAAACUAUGUUUUAUUCAGUUUACCAAGAAGAUGGGUUCUCCUGAUACAAACAAAAGACUGGAAAAACUCUCAGCCUUGGAUUAUAAGAUUUCCUAUUACGAGAUACCUGGCCCAGUAAACAGGACAACAGAGCGUCAUCUAGCUAUCAAUUGUGUUCAGGAUAUAGUUGCUUGCUGGUGGCCACUGGUCAGUGAUGAUGCUUGGCCUUGGGCCCCCAUUUCUCCUGAGAAGGACAGAGCCAAUCUGCUGCUCCUGGGUUAUGCUCAAGGAAGACUGGAGGUUCUGAGUUGUGUCCGCACAGAAUGGGAUCCACUGGAUAUUCGCUUUGGCACCAAACAGCCUUAUCAGGUGUUGACAGUGGAGCGCUCCGUCAGUGUAGACAAAGAGCCCAUGGCUGACAGCUGCAUCUAUGAAUACGUUCGGAACAAAAUCCAGUGUAUAUCAGUAACCAGAAUACCACUAAGAUCAAAGGCCAUCAGCUGCUGCAGGAAUGUUACUGAAGACAAACUGAUUCUGGGCUGUGAAGAUUCUUCAGUAAUUCUUUAUGAAACUCACCGUAGAGUAACUCUCUUAGCCCAGGCUGAACUUUUGCCUUCAUUAAUAAGCUGCCACCCAAGUGGCGCCAUUCUAUUAGUUGGCAGCAACCAAGGGGAGCUUCAGAUUUUUGAUAUGGCUUUAUCCCCUAUUAACAUCCAGCUCCUGGCUGAAGACCGUUCACCCAGGGAGAUUCUGCAGUUCAAUAAAUUCUUUGACAUUUCCAGCAGUCUUGUUCAAAUGCAGUGGAUAGCUCCUCGGGUGGUUACUCAGAAGCCAGAAUGUGGGGACAUCUAUGAUCUCCUCUUCCUCAGGUUUGACAGAGGACCUUUGGGUGUACUUUUGUUUAAACUUGGUAUCUUCACACGAGGACAGCUGGGCCUGACAGACAUCAUUUUCCAGUACAUUCACUGUGAUGAGAUCUAUGAGGCAAUAAACAUCCUGAGCAGUAUGAACUGGGACACUCUGGGUCACCAAUGCUUUAUCAGCAUGAGUGCCAUUGUAAACCAUCUUCUUAGACAAAAACUCACUCCAGAGAGAGAAGCACAGCUUGAGGCAAGCCUUGGAACCUUUUAUGCUCCAACAAGACCACUCCUGGAUACAACUAUAUUGGAAUAUAGAGACGAAAUCAGCAAAUAUGCAAGAAGAUUCUUCCAUCACUUGCUCAGGUACCAGAGAUUUGAAAAGGCAUUUCUGUUAGCUGUUGACAUUGGUGCUCGUGACCUGUUUAUGGACAUCCAUUACUUUGCAUUAGAUAAGGGUGAAUUGGCACUAGCUGAAGUGGCAAGAAAAAGAGCUAGUGACAUUGAUGCAGAAUCAAUAACCUCUGGAGUUGAACUCCUGGGGCCUUUGGACAGAGGAGAUAUGCUAAAUGAAGCUUUUGUUGGCCUAUCUUUAGUUCCUCAAGGAGAAGACAUAUUUACAGAUAACCUCCCUCCCUUUUGUUCAAUCCAUAAACAUAUUAUUCAACAAAGAACACUGAAUGUCUCUUCUAAUAGACAAGUACUUGACGGAAGAAAUGAACUUGAAAAAGACACCUGUGCUGAAUCUUUGACGCCUAAGACCUGUAAUAAAGAAGAGCCUGGUGGGUGUGGAGGUGCUCCUGUGGAGAAGGAGGGCAGAGGCCCAGGAGCAGACAGUGGACAGUGUGCUCUGAGGAUCCUUGGUGGCACUGGGAGAGACAGUUCUCCUUCUCCUUCUUGGAGUGUAUUGGGAGAAAUGGCACUGCCUCUCCAGGAACAAAAGAGCCUGUUGGGCAACAAUGAGCUGCUCUGUUCAUUAGCAUAUGAACAGAGACACCUGCAGAGGACAGGUAACCUGGACACUGGCUUUUUGCUGCACUUCACCAUAAACUUCAAGCCCCUACACAUUUGUGUGACUGCUCUUCUGGGACAAACUGGCACCAGCCACAGCUUGGCCAGACCCUCCUCCAGUGGAUCAGUGUGGGUCCCUACAGCACUAGGUCCCUAA
Molecule: messenger RNA, 2509 nt
Organism: Odobenus rosmarus divergens (Pacific walrus)
Lineage: Eukaryota; Metazoa; Chordata; Mammalia; Carnivora; Odobenidae
Gene: WDPCP
Product: WD repeat containing planar cell polarity effector
Exons: 16
Coding region: 59-2509 (816 amino acids)
Biological process (GO): nervous system development; establishment of protein localization; cilium organization
Cellular component (GO): axonemal basal plate
Molecular function (GO): protein binding
Source: RefSeq, a predicted model, not a curated record